AUAUAAAUCUGCAAAUUCCUAAAUUAUCAUCUGAAGACAAGUUCUGAAUCGGUCGAGUUUGCGCAGAACGAUUGAGGUUUUCUCGUCAAAUAAAGCGUAUAUCCACGUGGUUACUUGCACUGCGAAUUUACAUGCAGGAAAUCAUUAUUCUAAAUAUUUUGUAGCAUAGUUGUGCUUUAAUAUGAAAUUUCUUGUUGCGAAUAAUUAUUACUGAAUAAAAUACUGUAAAUUGAACAAAAAUUUUAUAUAAUUACAAUGGAUACUAAUGAGGUUAUAGUCGAUAAAAUUAUAAACAAAAAUUCAAGUGACAAAUCAUGUACCGAAUUAUUAAAUGUAGAAAAAAAUAAUAUUGCAACAGAUAUUAAUGAAACAUCAUCUUCACCGCAAAGUAAAGAACAUACUCAAAAUAGGGAUUAUUUUUUGUUGGAAAAUUCAAGCAUAAAUAAAUCUACAUCAAGUGAAAAAUUAAAACAGGAAAAUAAUGAUGUUAGCAUUGUUCAUGAGGAAAAUUUUACGACACCAGCUAAAACAAAUGAUAAGGUAUCUUCUCUGGGUAGUAUUGCUGUAGAAUAUAAUUCAGAUUCAGAAAUUGAAGAUGGUUCUAAUGUAACUAUACUUGAAGAUAACCAAAGCAUAACUUCAAAAAAGAUGCAAAUGGAAACUUAUAGACAAAACACAGAAAUGUUAUUAAGUGAAAGCAGUGAGGAUGAAGAUGAUUCUACUAGUAGCAGCAGCAGCUCCGCUGCAUCAGUUGCUUCAGAUGAAUCAGAUAGUGAUGACAAUACAAAUAAAAAAAGUUCAAAAAAUAAUACGAAAGAGCAGAAAAACAAUGAAAUGAAGAGUGAAUUAGAUUAUUUACCACCAAUUGAAGAAUUAAAAAUUAGUGUUCCUGAAGUAUUGUGUGAUCCAUUAGGCGAGGUUGCAUGGAUGGUUGAACAACUAGUAGUCGUGAAACCAAAACCUGGUAAACCAACAUUAAAUUUGGAUACAGUUUUAUUUGUUGAUAGAGGACAAAGAGCAUUAGGUAAAAUAUUUGAUGUUUUUGGACAAGUGAGUGAGCCCCAUUACUGUGUACGAUUCAAUAGUUCUGAACAUAUACAACAAUGUGAUAUUAAAGUAGGAAUGACUGUUUAUUACUGUCCUAAUACCGAAUAUACUUCUUUGGUAUUCUUGCAUGAAGUAAUGAAAAUUAAAGGUAUUGAUGCAACAGCAGAUGAACCACCAGAAUUUUCAGAUGAUGAGGAAGAACGAGCAUAUUAUGAAAAAUUGAAGGCAAAACAAACAAAUAAUUCGAGUGAAACUGAUGUUCCACAUAAACGUAAACGUACUUCGAAUCCUACCUCUGGCUGGCAAUCGAAUCAUCCAUGGAAUAGGAAUGCACAAAGAAAUAGAAAAGGGUAUUAUCCACGAGGAGAUAGUAACCAAUUUUCCUUUGCUCAAGUUGGAAAUCGACCACAAAAUGUAUGGCCACCUUAUUAUCACAAUUGGCCACAAAAUUUACAUUCAGAAAAUAAUGAGCAAUAUGGAUAUGGAGCACCUUCAUUACAAUCAAUGCAAUAUGUCAAUAGCAUCAAUCAUAAUCUACCUCCAAGAAUUCCUCCAGGAUAUUUAUCAUUCCAAAAUCGUCCUAAUUCCUCUACAAAUUUAAGAUGCCAAAAUCCUAUCAAUCCCUGGCAAUGGGUACCUUUACCACCACCUCCUCCUCCUCCACUACCAACAACAACAACAACAACACCACCACCAUCAGAUAUGAAUUAAACAUUCAUAAUCUUAUAAUUUAUUUUGUAAAGCUACAUAUAUAAAAAUAAUUUUGUAUAUUUAUUUAUCUCAUACUUUUUAG
Megachile rotundata (alfalfa leafcutting bee) is the source of this 1840-nucleotide messenger RNA. RefSeq lists its product as uncharacterized. The record is from RefSeq and is a predicted model, not a curated record. NCBI's taxonomy places the organism in Eukaryota, Metazoa, Arthropoda, Insecta, Hymenoptera, Megachilidae. Gene Ontology annotation, cellular component: sno(s)RNA-containing ribonucleoprotein complex. Gene Ontology annotation, biological process: ribosome biogenesis; box H/ACA snoRNP assembly; pseudouridine synthesis. Gene Ontology annotation, molecular function: RNA binding.